GAGAAUUACUUUAGAAAUAAUAAUAAGAAGUAGAAGAAUUUUAAUUAUAAAUAGAAUAAAAUAAAACAGCUCUUUAAAAUCAAGAAGAUGAAAUAGAUUAAAAAAUUUAAUAAGUUGAAUAAUAAGAUGAAUAAUAAUAAUUUACUUAAGAUUAGUUAGAAUAAAAUGUUGAAUCAUUAAAGAAUUCAAUUUAGAGAAGUAGAGAAUAAAUUGAAAAAUUAACAGAAUAAAGAGAUGCACUUCUUGUAAAAAGUAGAGAAUUGGCUCAAAAAUAAUAAGAAUUAAAAAUAUAAUAAUAAUAAAUCUUAAAAUAAUUAAAAUAAAAUGAAGAUGAAGAAGAAGAAGAUAAUAAACCUGUAUUAUUUUUAUUAUUAUUAUUUUAGAUUUCAUGUUAAGAUAUUUUUGGCAUCAUGACUUUAAAUACUUUAAACCUUAAUUAAUUAUAGAACUAUAAUGAUUAAAAAAAUAGUUUGGUUUUUAAGUUAAGUAAAAAUUAUACAGUAGAAAUAAAAAGUGAUGAUACUGAUCACAUUAGACAUUUAAAUGGAACUUCUAUUUUG
Messenger RNA from Paramecium sonneborni, 560 nucleotides. The record is from the annotation of a GenBank genome assembly. NCBI's taxonomy places the organism in Eukaryota, Ciliophora, Oligohymenophorea, Peniculida, Parameciidae.